This is a messenger RNA of Rhinopithecus roxellana (golden snub-nosed monkey), 1846 nucleotides long. RefSeq names its product cystathionine gamma-lyase (gene CTH). Gene Ontology annotation, molecular function: pyridoxal phosphate binding; cystathionine gamma-lyase activity. The record is from RefSeq and is a predicted model, not a curated record. NCBI's taxonomy places the organism in Eukaryota, Metazoa, Chordata, Mammalia, Primates, Cercopithecidae. The transcript has 12 exons. Gene Ontology annotation, biological process: transsulfuration. Bases 184 to 1401 code for a protein of 405 amino acids. Gene Ontology annotation, cellular component: cytoplasm.
CGUGAGAUUUUGUCUCCCGGCCGGCUAAUAAAAUCCACCCCAUAAUCGCCUUGUCCGGCUUUAGUGCGCUCGCUGUCGGCUCUUCCUGCGUGCUUUAGCUCCUUCUCGGCUGAUCCUUCUGUCUCUCCCUACCCCGGUCACCCGGCUUCCCGAUUCUUUUCCUCUCUCCUUUCGCGGUUCAGCAUGCAGGAAAAAGACGCCUCCUCACAAGGUUUCCUGCCUCACUUCCAACAUUUCGCCACGCAGGCCAUCCACGUGGGCCAGGAACCAGAGCAAUGGACCUCCAGGGCUGUGGUGCCCCUCAUCUCACUGUCCACCACGUUCAAGCAAGAGGCGCCCGGCCAGCACUCGGGUUUUGAAUAUAGCCGUUCUGGAAAUCCCACUAGGAAUUGCCUUGAAAAAGCAGUGGCAGCACUGGAUGGGGCUAAGUACUGUUUGGCCUUUGCUUCAGGUUUAGCAGCCACUGUAACUAUUACCCAUCUUUUAAAAGCAGGAGACCAAAUUAUUUGUGUGGAUGAUGUAUAUGGAGGUACAAACAGGUACUUCAGGCAGGUGGCAUCUGAAUUUGGAUUAAAGAUUUCUUUUGUUGACUGUUCCAAAAUCAAAUUACUAGAGGCAGCGAUUACACCAGAAACCAAGCUUGUUUGGAUCGAAACCCCCACAAACCCCAUCCUGAAGAUGAUUGACAUUGAAGCCUGCGCACAUAUUGUCCAUAAGCAUGGAGACAUUAUUUUGGUCGUGGAUAACACCUUUAUGUCGCCGUAUUUCCAGCGCCCUUUGGCUCUGGGAGCUGAUAUUUGCAUGUGUUCUGCAACAAAAUACAUGAAUGGCCACAGUGACGUUGUAAUGGGCCUGGUGUCUGUUAAUUGUGAAAGACUUCAUAAUAGACUUCGUUUCUUGCAAAAUUCUCUUGGAGCAGUUCCAUCUCCUCUUGAUUGUUACCUCUGCAAUCGAGGUCUGAAGACUCUACAUGUCCGAAUGGAAAAGCAUUUCAAAAAUGGAAUGGCAGUUGCCCAGUUCUUGGAAUCUAAUCCUGGGGUAGAAAAGGUUAUUUAUCCUGGGCUGCCCUCUCAUCCACAGCAUGAGUUGGCGAAGCGUCAGUGUACAGGUUGUACAGGGAUGAUCACCUUUUAUAUUAAGGGCACUCUUCAGCAUGCUGAAAUUUUCCUCAAGAACCUAAAGCUAUUUACUCUGGCUGAGAGUUUGGGAGGAUUCGAAAGUCUUGCUGAGCUUCCGGCAAUCAUGACUCAUGCAUCAGUUCCUAAGAAUGACAGAGAUGUCCUUGGAAUCAGUGACACACUGAUUCGACUGUCUGUGGGCUUAGAGGAUGAGAAAGACCUACUGGAAGAUCUAGAUCAAGCUUUGAAGGCAGCACACCCUCCAAGUGGAAGUCACAACUAGUAUUCCAGAGCUGCUAUUAGAAGCUGCUUCCUGUGAAGAUCAAAUCUUCCUGAGUAAUUAAACGGACCAACAAUGAGCCUUUGCAAAAUUUUCAAGUGGAAAUUUUAAGGCACCUCAUUAUCUUUCAUAACUGUAAUCUUGUUAGGGAUCAUCUCUGUUAAAAAGUUUUCUGUAUGUCAUAUUAUAAUUACAGGUCAAUUCUGUUAAUAUCUUUUUGUUAAUUUUGCUCUAUGUUUGCCUCUGAAGGAGGUGAGAUUUGUGCUGCUUUGGGGGAUCAUGUUCUUUUUUCAUGCCUAAGAUUUAUUUUGAUCAUGUUUACAAUAUAAUGGUCAUUCAUUUUUAUGUUUUGUGAAGAAUUUAAAUUUAAACGAAUGUUCUUAAAUCAAGUGUGAUUUUUUUUUUGCGUAUCAUUGAAAAGAACAUUAAAAGCAAUGGUUUACACUUA